Lemur catta (Ring-tailed lemur) is the source of this 3412-nucleotide messenger RNA. It is a transcript of the gene SCART1, whose product is annotated as scavenger receptor family member expressed on T cells 1. The record is from RefSeq and is a predicted model, not a curated record. Lineage: Eukaryota; Metazoa; Chordata; Mammalia; Primates; Lemuridae. Gene Ontology annotation, cellular component: membrane.
AUGGACAGUCGCCGCCUGCUGACAGGGAGGUCGCUCUGCACAACCUCUGACGGCGUCUCCCGGCUCAGCGCACAGGAGCAGAGCUGCUCGUGCCUGCCCCAAGACGGCCAGCCGGGGGCACCGCCACAGCAGAUGCGACCAGGCCUGGCGUUGUCCCCGCUGGGGCUGUGGCCCCUGCUCCUGGCCUGCUGGACCCUCCCUCCUGGCCUGGCUGGGGUGGACUCCCUGAGUCUCCUGGGGGGUGGAAACCGCUGCGAGGGCCUCCUGCAGGUGCAGCACCUGGGCCAGCAGGGCCCUGUGUGCGGGGACCGCUGGGGCAUGGGAGAGGCGUCGGUGACCUGCAGACAGCUCGACUGUGGCCCUGCACGAGCAUCCUCCAAGUACGUUCUCCGGCCCCAUGAGAUGGGGCUGACCUGGCUGCACAGUGCCCAGUGCCAGGGUGAGGAGGCUGCACUCGGGGAGUGCUCCCUGGGUGCCUGGGAGCCGCCGAGCCGCUGUGAGUGCCAGUGCGUGGUGGUGAUAACGUGCUCAGAUGGUACCUUUCAGCAAGUCCAGCUGGGCAAGGGUGGCAGCCCCUGUGCCGGGAUCCCCGAGGUGGUGAACCCGGCUGGCAAUGUCCUGAGGUGUGACUUGCACAAGGAAGAGGCCAGCGUCUUCUGCAGACAGCUGGGGUGUGGCUCCGCUUUGCAGUGGUCUAGAGCCCACCGCAGAGAGGGCCCUGGGGACCAGGGGCGGAAGUUUGUGACCUGCGAGGGAACAGAGUCCAGCAUCUUCAACUGCAAGGUCAACCUAAACUUUCUAGACCAGUGUGACUUCCCGACGUACACCCAGGUGGUGUGUUCAGGACACACGGAGGCCCGGCUGGUGGGCGGCGAGCACCCCUGCGCCGGGCGCCUGGAGGUGAGGCGGGGCCUGACCUGGGGCACCGUCUGCGACGAAGACCUGGACCUGGCCACGGCUCAAGUGGCGUGUCGCGAGCUGCGGUGCGGAGCGGCCGUGUCCACGCCCGGGGGCGCCCGCUUCGGCCGCGGCUCCGGGCCCGUGUGGACCGAGGCCUUCCGUUGUGCGGGCAACGAGUCGCUGCUGUUCCACUGCCCGCGGGGGCCCGGGCGCCAGUGCGGGCACAGCCGGGACGCGGGGCUCGUGUGCUCGGGGGAAAGGUUCCGGCUGGUGAACGGCAGCAGCAGCUGUGAGGGCCGCGUGGAGCUCCAGGUGGAGGGGGCCUGGGCGCCCAUCUGCGCUGCCCACUGGGACUUGGCAGAUGCCACCGUCCUCUGCCACCAGCUCAACUGUGGCAAUGCUAUGGCCACACCGCGAGGAGGCCAUUUUGGGGAGGAGGAUGCUCCCAUCUGGCCCGACGUAUUUCACUGUGUGGGGACGGAGUCUCAUUUGCUCAGCUGCCCAGCAAGCACCCUGGGGGCCCCGGCCUGUGCCCCAGGAAACUCGGCCUCCGCAGUGUGCUCAGGUCUCCCCCACGCCCUGAGGCUGAGGGACGGACAGAGCCGCUGUGAUGGGCGCGUGGAAGUCUCCCUGGACGGCGCGUGGGGCCGCGUCCUGGACGAUGCCUGGGGCCUGCGCGGCGCCGGCGUCGUGUGCCGGCAGCUCGGGUGCGGAGCGGCAGAGCGAGCCUACGACGCCCCCGCCCCCGGCCGCGGGGCCGUCCCGGUGGGGCUGAGCCGCGCGCGCUGUCUGGGCAACGAGACCCGCCUGAGCCAGUGCAACGUGUCCACGUCCCUGCGGGAGCCCGCGGGGAUGUCGCGGGACGCGGGCGUCGUGUGUUCCGGUGAGUGUGCAACCCUGUGCCCCCCCACCCCCGCGCCCGCGUGGGCCGGGGCGCCCUGACUGGGUCUCUCCGCAGGGAGCCUCCGGGUGCGCCUCGCCGCGGGGCCAGGCCGCUGUGCCGGGCGCGUGGAGGUGCUCCGCGGGGGAGUGUGGGGCACCGUAUGUGACGACUCUUGGGACCUGCGGGACGCACACGUGGUCUGCAGGCAGCUGGGCUGCGGUCACGCCCUCAGCGCCCCGGGGGCCGCCCACUUUGGGGCCGGCACGGGGCGCAUCUGGCUGGACGAGCUGGGCUGCGGGGGCCACGAGUCUGCGCUGUGGCAGUGCCCGUCGGAGGGCUGGGGCCAGCACGACUGCGGGCACAAGGAGGACGCUGGGGUCUUCUGCUCAGAGUUCACGGACCUGCGGCUGCAGAACCACAGCGGGCCAUGCGCAGGGCGGCUGGAAGUUUUCUACAACGGCACCUGGGGCGGGGUCUGCAAGACCCUGAAUACAGCCUCCCUCGGGGCCCUGUGUGGGCAGCUGGCUGUGGGACCCACGGCCAGCUGCUGGCUGGGGCAGGGAGCUGGCCUGUCCCCGACGCUCUCUGGGUGGCCUCCAUUGAGUGCAGGGACAGGCAUGACUGGUCCCUGUGGCAGUGCCCGUCAGCCCCCUGGGACCCUCAGUCCUGCUCCAGUGCUGAGGGAGCCUGGGUCCUGUGUGCAGACAGAAGUGCCCCCGGACCUCGGAGAGACCCUGAACUGCUCAUCCGCCCUCAGCUGCCCAGAGGAGGGUGCGCUGCGCGUGCUUGGGGGCGCGGACCGGUGCUCUGGGCGCGUGGAGCUCUGGCACCGCGGCUCCUGGGGCACCGUGUGCGACGAUUCCUGGGACCUGGCGGACGCGGAGGUCGUGUGCCGGCAGCUGGGCUGUGGUCAGGCCGUGGACGCCCUGGGCGGGGCCGCCUUUGGCCCCGGCUCAGGGCCCGUGUGGCUGGACGAGGUGGGGUGCCGGGGCAGCGAGGCGUUCCUGCGGGACUGCCGGGCCCAGCCGUGGGGACGCGGAGACUGUGCGCACAAGGAGGACGCGGGCGUGCGCUGCUCCGGCGAUCCUGGGACCACAGAGCUGCCGCCAAGGGCCCCUUCCUUGGCCCCUGCACCUGCCCCCAAGGCCUGGACCCUGCCUGAAACUACCUGCCUCAUCCUUGGUUCCCUCCUGGGCCUGGUGACCCUGUUCCUGGGGACUCAGUGGUGCCGCCGCAGAGCAGCCUGCCGGGGUUGUAGAAUGUUGCGGCACCCAUCCUCGGAGGGUGUCUAUGAGGACAUUGGAGCCGUCCCCCUGGGGGAGAAGGAUGAGGGGCCUGCAGUGAGCGAGGACCUGGUCCUGGCGGAGGAGUAUGACGACGCGGAAGAGCCGGAGGACGGCCCGGGGGAGGAGGCGGAGGCGGCGGGGGCACCGCUGAGCCCCGCGGGUGGGGCUCCUGGAAACCCCGGCCCCGGAGCCCAGGCUGGGAUGGAAGACCACGGUGGUCUCUGCCCCAGGACGUGAUAACCCCGAGCUGACCAUGGGAACAUCAGUGUGCGGGGAGAUAUACCGGGGAGGCUGGGGUCUUCGCUGUCCUUGUCCUUAAAACAGCUGUUAUUAAACUCCCUUU